This is a messenger RNA of Drosophila miranda, 1740 nucleotides long. Its product is annotated as guanylate kinase-associated protein mars-like. Bases 305 to 1309 code for a protein of 334 amino acids. Gene Ontology annotation, cellular component: cytoplasm; nucleus; spindle pole centrosome. The record is from RefSeq and is a predicted model, not a curated record. Gene Ontology annotation, biological process: centrosome localization; signaling; chromosome segregation. Gene Ontology annotation, molecular function: microtubule binding. Lineage: Eukaryota; Metazoa; Arthropoda; Insecta; Diptera; Drosophilidae. The transcript has 2 exons.
GCCAGCCACAGUGAAGCCUGCACAUUCACGUGCAUUGCCCUUGAAGCCUACAGCAGGCCCAAAGCCCAAGGCAGCAGAUUUGGUCGUUGGACCUUCUGCAAAUGGGGUUGUUCAUUUGCCAAAUGUGAGGACGCAACCAUUCGAAAAGCCGGCCGUGAGUAAGCCCACCUUAAAAAUACCAGCAGUGAAACCAAAGCCCAUUCAAGGAGGCGGCGGAGGGGGAGCUGCGGGAAAAUUUAAGUCGACCGCAGUAGCAAAAGGGCCGGCAAUAAAAAACAAGCUUGCCAGCCAAUUGUCGACCAGAAUGAAGGCCAAGAGCAACGUCAGCAAGUACGUAGGUCUUCAAAAGUAUGUUCGAAAUCGGCCGGAUCUGAUGAGAGAGUUGGUUGAGGCUGGGACCACUGAACUCCCACUGCCUCCCAAUACGCCGCUGGAAGAGAAGAUAAGUUUCCCUGCUCUGGCCACAUUCACGCAGUGCAAGACGAACAAUUGCAGUCAAGAAAUGAUAGAAGCCUUGGGUGAGAUUUCAAAUCUGAGUCCAGUGGGUCCAAUGAGCAGCCACCGAGAUUCGAAAGCGAAGCGGAAAUUUGACUUUUCUAGGUACUCUUUUAUAAAAACGGCAGCUGAAGAGAGUUUGAUCUUGGAUCCAUAUCUGGCUAAGGAUCCAGAUGAUAAAGAACAAGAAAAUUCUACUCUGAAGGCAGCUGCGGAGCAAACCCCUCCUCGCAGGAUUUCCGAUGAGAAGCCCAACUACUUAAGUCCAUAUGUGAGCGUCUCGCGCGGUAAAGUCAACUCUCGCUGUGAGCGUGAGAAGCGAAACAGCAUUUAUUUGCCCGGUGAGGAGUAUCCUGUUGCCAAUCGGCGGGCCCUCGAGUCGGUGCUCUACUUUCGCAUACAGCUGGAGAAUGAGAUUCGACGACUGCGAGAUAUCUGCAGCGAGUGGGAAGCCUAUAGCAAGGAGAAUGAGGCGCAUCUGGUUGAGACGGGCGGCAUAGAUAUGAUCAAUGUGGCCAUUGGACAGACAAAUUUGCUCUCUACCAAGAAAUUGAUGCAGUUCAGCGGUCUGAUUGACCGUUGCGAGGCGGGAGCUACGGGCAAGAACCAUCGACCCUACGAUGGCAGCGAGGAGACGAAACCCGUCCAGGCAGAGGAUCUGGAAGGGUGGUGGGACAUGCUGCGACUCCAGAGUGAGAAUGUUGACAAGCGCUUUGAUAACUUGAAGCGAUGGAAACAGAACAAUUGGCAGGACCCGAUGCAGUUGAGGAAUCGAAAAUACCAGCCAAGCCCGUGGCCAAACUCCAGCGUGUGAUCGUAGUACGCGACCGUCGGUCCUUCUCUCCUGCUCGCACCGUCCUGCGCAUGUCUGUAGGCGAGAGCCGUUCUUCCAAUGGUGGCAACACUCUGCUCAAGUCUGCUAUAUUGGCCGCAGCCGAACAAAACGCUCUUAAUCAUACCCCUCCUCCCAAUAAGGGACGCCAGUCGAUUCUGAAAAAAACAGGGACCAGCAAGCGUGAAAGUCGUGUUAUUUUCAGUACAAAGAAAAAUGUACGGCACUUCAAAUUCACCUACGAAGAAGGCACUAUUAGCGAUGACCAGGGCCCAGCAGAAAAUGAGCCGCAAUCCGCGUCUUAGGCCAUCCACCGAGUUUAUGUAGUUUAUCUAUCAUUUAUUAUUUAAAGUUACGUUUGUGUUUAUAUGUAUAGUAUUAUUUAAUUCUGAAAAUUAUGUUUCAAUUUCAAA